CAACAUCAGUUGGUAAUCAAGUGUCUAUAAGUUCGGAUCAGAAUUGAAGUAUACUUAUAAGUAGGCGUGUUAAACAGUGCAAAGAAUGACUUCGAGCAAGUCAAAAUAUUAAGCCAAGAAGAUAUUUCAAACCAUCUUAUACCUAGUUAGUUAAAAAGUGUCCAUGUUCUUUGAGAUAUAUACGCAUACAUAUAUCAAAUUAUCUUAAAUUUUGAAUAUCUUAAAAUUCAAGAUAUUGGAAUACAAAAUAUAUAGUUUUGUAAAAUCUGUUUUAAGUCAUUGAAUUUCUUGACAGUGAGUGAAGUUCAUACAGGUGUAGAGAGGUGUUAUUAAAAAACAAUGCUGGUGACCUUCAUGAACAAAAUGUCUGUUUUUUUGUCUUCAUCAAUGACUGUAAGAUUUCUGGUACUGCAAAUCUUAAUAUUCGAAAUUGUAAACGGAUGGGAGAUCGAUGAAAAAGGUCGUGGGGUUUCGGUGCAUAAAAAGGAAGGAGAAAACUGUAAUAUUAAAACUGGUGAAUCAGGAAUCUGUACGAAAAUCUCAUCGUGUGAGGUUUAUUAUGAAGGCUUGAAACAGAAGACUAUAGUUUACAAUGAACUUGUUCUCUGUACAUUCAAAGAUUCAGAAGAAGUUGUUUGUUGUCCACUUAAAGCAUCAGUAAGCCCACAAAUAUCAACAACACAAAAUGCAAACGAAACAACGAAUAGGGUAUCCGAUGGAACACCUAACGAAUUACCAUCAUCAAUUAAUUCGAAACAAGGCCAAACUACAAGUGAUAGUGAGAGACCGUCACAAGUUGCUUGUCAAAAAUAUAGGGCAAUCAAUCCGGCUGUACUUGCGUUUCAUAUCAUAGGUGGAGUUUCCGUAAGUCCUGGAGAAUAUCCUCAUGUGGGAGCUAUGAUCUAUGAACUCGGGGGUGGUAAUGAUCUUGAAACUCGAUGUGGAUCAUCUUUGAUAUCCGAGAGAUAUGCCUUGACUGCUGCACAUUGUAUUAAAAAUCCACUCUUACAGCCGAUUUUUAUUAGGUUUGGCGUGGUCGACUGGAAGUCUGUUGAUGAUGAUUUAACUCCGGUUGAUGCAGGAAUUGAGGAAGUUAUAAUCCAUCCCGAAUAUCGCGGUCACUUACGUUACCAUGACAUUGCCCUUAUAAAGCUAAAAAAUGAUUUAAAAUUUACACCUUUUGUUCGUCCAGCAUGUCUGUAUUCUGAUCUCGGUGACCUUGACCCAGACACUCAGCUUGUGACUCUCGGUUGGGGUUUCACAGACGUCCAGACUAAGGCCCGCUCCGAUGUGCUUCUUAUGGCCAAUGUAACAACAGUUGAUUUAAAGGAAUGCAAUGCCACACACAUUAAAAUGGGUACAGAUCGGAAAUUUCGUAGUGGCCUUGACGAAGGGCAGUAUUGUGCUUAUGAUAAGGAUUUGAAUAUGGAUUCUUGUGAGGCAGAUUCUGGUGGUCCAUUGGAAUUGGUUCGCAAUAAAAAAUCAACUAUUGUUGGAGUAACGUCAUUUGGACGUUCAUGUGCAACUACAACUCCGUCAGUUUAUGUUAGAGUAGCACAUUACUUGGAUUGGAUUGAAAGCAUUGUUUGGCCAUCAUAAUUUUAAAAAAUAUGAAAAAUUUUGAUUUUGAUACAUGUACAAUUAAUUCUAUUUUUUUUUUAACAAACAUUCAUAUUUUACUUUUGAAAUAAAUGCAAAUCGAAAUUCG
Molecule: messenger RNA, 1708 nt
Organism: Eupeodes corollae
Lineage: Eukaryota; Metazoa; Arthropoda; Insecta; Diptera; Syrphidae
Product: serine protease persephone-like
Exons: 6
Coding region: 340-1599 (419 amino acids)
Biological process (GO): proteolysis
Molecular function (GO): serine-type endopeptidase activity
Source: RefSeq, a predicted model, not a curated record